Molecule: messenger RNA, 3375 nt
Organism: Thamnophis sirtalis
Lineage: Eukaryota; Metazoa; Chordata; Lepidosauria; Squamata; Natricidae
Source: RefSeq, a predicted model, not a curated record
UGGCAUAUUACAUGGAGGGGAGGGACUCGGCCCAGCUGAUCUACCGCUGGACCAAGCGAGUGGACCCUAACUUAAAGCGAGGCGCCUGGACGCCAAAGGAGGAUGCUUUGCUCCUGAAGGCCGUGGCAAAGUACGGAGAGCGGGACUGGUAUAAAAUCCGGGCAGAGGUGCCUGGCAGAAAUGACCUGCAGUGCCGAGACAGGUACCUGCAUUCCUUGCACUACGACAUAAAGAAGGGGAAAUGGAGCGAAGAGGAGGAAAAGAAACUGAUUGAGCUGACCGAAAAACACGGCAGGGGCCACUGGGCAAAAAUAGCCUCGGAGUUGCCCCACCGUUCCGGGUCUCAAUGCCUAAGCAAGUGGAAAAUCUUGCUGGGGUACCGGAAGUACCGGAGGAAGAAACAAGGAAGCAAAUGUCAUCCAAGGCGCAGGCGUGUCCACCGAUGGAACUCCAGCCCCUCGGACUCCAGCAGUGACUAUGCAGAGCCCGAUUUGGAUGCCGACAGUGCUGAGGAUGAGAGGCCCAAGGCCCAUCGGACCAAAGGGGCAGGCCGCUGGAGAGUUCCCAGCCUGGAUCUCUGGGUCCCUGCCAGGAAAGAGCUGUCUAGCCAACCCGGUUUUGAUGUCAACAGGAAGCGGCUGCUGGGUCCAGAAGAGGGCCAGAGGACAGAAGAUCUCAUUGCCCACAUCCCUGAGACUCCAGCAAUGGCUCAAAUGAAAGGGAACGAGAAUUCUGGGAAUGCGAGGGACACAUGGAGGGUUUCCUUGGCUUAUGUGAAAAGUGUCUUGAGGAGGAACAGCUAUGAGCAGCAAAGGAGAAAUCGUGAAAUAAGAAGAAAGAAACGCUUUGCUUCCAGCUCUUCGGAUGGCCCCAGAGGUUCUCAGUUGGCCUUGUCGGCCGGUAUGACGAAGGAUGGGAUGGGGAAGACGACACUCUACCGGAGACUGAUGGUGGCAGUCACGCCCUGGGCUGGGAACAUGGUGCAGGAGUGGGCCCUCCGGAUGAAGCAGGUGGCUUCCCGCAAGUCAAAAGCGGACAUGAUCUUCAGGCAGCUGCAGACGGCCCACCUCACAAGCACACCGUUGUUCACCUUCCUGAUUCAGCCCUCGUCUUCCCAGGAUGCCAGAGCUCAGCCCGGCCCCCCAGCGGCCAGCAGCCAGAUCAACAAGAAGCUGAUUCCCUUGAAGGCUAAAGAGGGGCCCAUCCCCACCAACACAUGGAAGGCCCGUUCGUCACCUGGCCCGGCCCCCAAGCUGAAAACUGUCUCGGAACUGCUGCGGGAGAAGAGACUGCGCGAGCAGACGGCCAGGAAGGGCACCCAGAAGAGGAUCUUCGUCGCCCCUCAGCUGCUCCUCUCUACCUCUGUCAUGGUCCCACAGACAAGGGGUCCCACUGCCCCGUUGGCCAACUGCACCCCUGCUCCCACGGCCAGCCAGGCGUCACUAAGGCCACCUCCUGCAUCAGCUUCCAUCCCCUUGGGGACAUUGUCUGGAAGGGACUCAGCCCCUCCAACAGACCUGGCGGGGGGCUCUCAGGAGAGGUCCCUUCCCUGCAAUGGGAACAAGGAUGAGGCAGCUAGAGAAGAAGGCAGAGACGGCGGCCAAGAGAGCUUUGCGCAUCAGGGGGCUCCUAAAGUGGCCGGAACGCCUGUGGGGACUUUUGCUAACGUGAACUCCAUCCCGGGAGAUGCUCUUCAUCCCUCUCCGGCCUCUGGUGCUUUACCCCACCUGGUAGCUGCCCACUCACAGCGCAGUGCAGUUGUCCAACCCACCCUGCCCAUCAGUUGGGUGCUGACCCCUCAAGGCCUUCUCCCGGUCACUCUGCUGAGUAUCCCCAGUCAAGGGAAGCCACUGGCCAGUGGCUCUGCUACUCCGUCAAAUCCCAGCCAGCCUGUGGAGACUUCGGCCAAGAUCCCAACCCCAACUACUGGAGUUCCGGUGGUGGAGGGACCUCCCAUUCCUUCUGGCUGCCCACAGAAUGAUGCAGACACUCAGCUGAGGGAUGUUCCACCUCUUCCUCCUGCACCGCUUCUUGGGAACUCCACAGAAUCGGGGUGCCCUCCGUCCCCUGCUGGUUCCGGGGCACCUUCCUUGUCUUGCAGUGUCUUCGGAGGGACUGCCACCCCCACCCCCAAUUCAGAGGCUUUGCCCCCGCCCCAUCCCAAUCAAGGCCCAGCCGCUCUGGAGGUCCCCUCUGACCCAGCCCCACAGGCCUGCCACACGCCAUGCCCACCCCAGGAGGGCGCAGCCUGCCCCCUUUCUCGUCUCCUUUCCCUAGAAGCAGAGCCGGCAGUGAAAGCAUGGGCCAAGGAGAGCCGGGAGGCCAGGGCUCCCUCACUGGGAAGGGGCCUGCCGUAUCUGCCUCCAUUUCUGUGCAGCUUGAAAACCCUCUCGGGGCUGCUGCUAAAUAAAUCUUCCCUGGAGCAGAGCGCUGCCUCUCUUCUGGACCCUGAAGGGCGGCAGGAAGAGGCUGGCCAGCCAGACCUGGAGGCCUUGAGGGACAUGGUGCGCCAGAAGCUCCAGGACAACCCUGCCUAUCAGCUCCUGAGACAACGGUUCAUGGCGGCCUUUAGUUUCCCAGCUGCUCUGGCCGCACUGCCCCCUCCCCGGGUGGCCACGACCCUCUCGGGGGGCAGGUGGUGGGAGAGCAGCCAGGGAGAAGAGUCCAGCUCAUCUUUGGAAGAGGAGGAGGAAGAAGAGGAGGAAGCUGAGAGACAACCCCAAGAAGCAACCAGAGAUGGCCCUCCUGAGAUAAGGGAGGCCAGCGAGGAACUAGAGGAGUCUGGAAUGGAUGUCGACUCAGACCACGGCUGCCCAGGCAAGGUACGAAGAAGCCAGCGUCUCCACAAAAGGGGAGUCCCUCUGUGACGGUGGCAGCCCCUUUGGUUCCAUUACUCUCUUUAUUCCUAAGCCCAAGCGUGUGUUUCUGGGGACCCCGACGAUUGCCCUCUGGACCCCGUUGUUCCCAUGUUCGGUCCGGAGAGGAAACCUCAAAGCCGAGGCAAAAUUCUAUCUCGUCAUCUUUGCCACUGGGUCGAUUUUGACAAUUAGCAGCAUCUCCUGUCUUAGGAUGCGGGGAAAUUGCCUUCCUUCCUUCCUUCCUUCUCAAGCAGUCUUAUCCCGUCUGGCGUAAUCACAAAGGCUGGGAUUGCGACUUCCAGAAGUCCCCAGCUGGCAUGGUCAGCACUGGGAAUUCUGGGACUUUGGAGGAUGGAAACAUGCGGGAAUUGGCAUGAGUCCUGGACGUCCAAUCGGAUUGUGAACAUCGCACCGUCUGACAAACAAAUGCCCUUUUUGCUCUUAUUUGUGGCAGUGGGACUGUCCCGGCAUGCUGGAUCUGUGUGCUAAGCCACGAUAAAGGUUUAUUUUGUUGGGG